Molecule: messenger RNA, 198 nt
Organism: Phytomonas sp. Hart1
Lineage: Eukaryota; Euglenozoa; Kinetoplastea; Trypanosomatida; Trypanosomatidae
Source: the annotation of a GenBank genome assembly
AUGACCCUGGAGCUCGUCCGCAACCUGACGAUGAAGUGGGAGCGCGAUCUCAAGCGCGUCAACGAGCGCAUGGAGGAUAUUAUUGACAAAAACAGCGAGCUGACGGAGACGAUUGACCACAUGACCACGGCCCUGCGCUCUUGCAUUAGUCGGCCGCUGUCUGGUUAUUCGGGCAACUCCUUCAAGGGUCGGGAGUAG